Macroventuria anomochaeta is the source of this 1269-nucleotide messenger RNA. Its product is annotated as fructose-2,6-bisphosphatase-like protein. Gene Ontology annotation, cellular component: cytosol. Gene Ontology annotation, biological process: fructose 2,6-bisphosphate metabolic process; fructose metabolic process. The record is from RefSeq and is a predicted model, not a curated record. Lineage: Eukaryota; Fungi; Ascomycota; Dothideomycetes; Pleosporales; Didymellaceae. The transcript has a single exon. Gene Ontology annotation, molecular function: 6-phosphofructo-2-kinase activity; ATP binding. Bases 1 to 1269 code for a protein of 422 amino acids.
AUGGAUCAGUCAGCAGACUUCUUCGACCCCAACAAUCAGAAAGCCGCGCAGAUCCGAGAGCAGUGCGCUAUGGAGACCUUGGACGAUCUUCUCGAUUACAUUCUGAACGGCAAUGGCUCGGUUGGCAUUUUCGACGCGACAAACAGCACUCUUGGGCGCAGGAAGCAGAUCAUGGAGAGGAUUCGUGCGCGAGCUGGCCCCGAGCUGAACGUUCUCUUCGUCGAGAGCGUGUGCCAGGACAGGAGCCUCCUGGAGUCGAACAUGCGCCUGAAGCUAUCCGGGCCUGACUACCAGGACAAAGACCCAUACGCUGCCCUUGAAGACUUCAAGAAGCGUGUCGCCAUCUACGAGAAGAACUACGUCCCCAUCGGCGACUACGAAGAGGAGAACAACAUGCCCUACGUCAAGAUGGUCGAUGUAGGCCGCAAGAUGAUCUCGCACCAGAUCAAAGGCUUUCUCGCCGGCCAAGCAGUCUACUACCUCCUCAACUUCAACCUCGCGCCCCGCAUGAUCUGGAUCACCCGCCACGGCGAAUCCCUCGACAACGUCGCCGGCAAAAUAGGCGGCGACUCAGAUCUCUCCGAAGCCGGCCGCAAAUACGCAAAAGCAAUGACCCGCUUCAUCGACAAGCAGCGCACGGAAUGGGCCAUCCGCCAAGCAGACAAAAUGGCAAACACUCACUUCCCCCCUGUGCCGGGCGACCAUACACCGCCCAACCCCUACUUCAGCAGCGACUUUGAGCACAACAAUUUCUGCGUCUGGACGUCCAUGCUGAAGAGGAGUGUCCAGUCCGGCCAGUACUUCUGCGACGAGGAGUUCGAAGUCAAGCAGAUGCGCAUGCUCGACGAGCUGAACGCCGGGAUCAUGGAAGGCCUGACAUACGACGAGAUCCGCACCAAGCACGCAGACGAGUACCUCCGGCGUCGCCGCGACAAACUGGCUUACCGCUACCCCGGACCCGGCGGCGAAGGCUACCUUGACGUGAUCAACCGCAUUCGCCCUGUCAUCGUGGAGUUGGAGCGUAUGACAGACCACUGUCUGCUUAUCACACAUCGCAGCGUGGCAAGGGUACUGUUAGCAUACUUCCAGGGCCUGAACAGGGAGGACGUCGCAGAUCUGGAUUGUCCAUUGGGCAUGUUGUACCAGCUGGAGCCCAAGCCAUACGGCGUCGAAUUUAAAGCGUGGCGGUACAAGCCCGAGAAGGAUGACUUUGAUUAUCUGCCGCUGUACAAAUUAAGGAGGGCGACGACGAAUCCGCAGCUCAACUAG